UGUUGCCGCCUCUGAGACACGCUCACGCAUCACAGAGUAACAGCGUCAGGGCGAGUACACAGCAUCCUAUCCUUUUUCUCCGGAAAACGAGGCUGCUUUGUGAAUUAUUGAACACAUACAAAACCUCGUACAUUAUCCAGGGUAAUCACAGCUGAGAUAUAGCGGGGAUAUAGCGAUAAGAGGAGCGCGAGUUUGUGGUGGAAAAGAGAAAUCGGGGAAAAAAAGCUAGAGGACCGUUUCAGCACCUUGGACAGCGACCAUGGCUCCAGUGGUGGAGGAAGGGGCUCAGAUCGUGGCAGUACCAGUGGGUGUUGCUGUGGUGAGUGUGUUCGGCCUUGUCUUCACUGUGUCAGCCUUUGCGUGGAUUUGUUGCCAGCGCAAAAACACCAAAUCCCAGAAGACGCCUCCCUACAAGUUUGUGCACAUGCUCAAAGGGGUCGACAUCUACCCAGAGAGUCUCAGUGGCAAGAAGAAAUUUGCUGCUCCUGCUGCCACGACAACUAAUGACAGCAGUAAAACUGAUGUUAAUGGAAACUGCCACAUUGCGUCACCACUGACUCCAAAUGGCACCGGCAAACUGGCAUCCAGUCCAAAUGGUUCCAGACCAGCUCUGCAUCUGGACCUGGAGAAACGGGAUCUCAAUGGCAACAUCACCACCAAACCCUUUCAUCACCACCACCAGAAAGUGCGCAGCUCCCCAGAGCUGGAGCUGCCCUCACCCCAUGCAGGGUUUACCCAACGUGUGAUGGACCGUCGUGACCUCCCCUCACCUUCCAGCACCCUUUCCAGCCAGGCCCCCACCCCUGCUGUGGACAAGCCUCAAGGAGAGGAGAGGGAUGGCGGUCUCGGGACCCUGCACUUCUCCCUGGAGUACCAGCCGGAGAGGAAGGCUUUCAUUGUCCAUAUUAAGGAAGCCCAUGGCCUGAGUCCCACUGAUGAGCAGUCACUGACCUCUGACCCCUACAUUAAGCUGACCUUGUUGCCAGAGAAAAAGCAUCGGGUGAAGACUAGAGUCCUGAGGAAGACCCUGGACCCUGCCUUUGAUGAAACCUUCAGCUUCUAUGGGAUUCCACUGGCCAGAGUGUCAGAGCUGGCCCUUCACUUCAUGGUGCUGAGCUUUGAUAGAUUCCGGGAUGAGGUCAUCGGAGAGACCCUUGUUCCCUUGUCCGGGAUCGAUUUGACAGAGGGGCGUGUCCUGAUGAGCCGAGAGAUCAUCAAGAGGAAUGUCAAGAAGUCCUCAGGCCGAGGCGAGUUACUGCUGUCCCUGUGUUACCAGUCCACCACCAAUACUCUGACUGUGGUUGUCCUCAAAGCUCGCCACCUGCCUAAGACUGACAACAACGGACCUACAGAUCCUUACGUUAAGGUCAACUUGUACCAUGGAAAGAAGCGUGUAUGUAAGAAGAAGACCCAUGUGAAGAAGUUCCCCAACCCAGUCUUCAACGAGCUCUUUGUCUUUGACCUGCCCUCCGACGAGGGCCUGAGGGACACCAGCGUGGAGCUGCUGCUGAUGGACUCAGACACAGGCAACUCACGCAGCUCCAACACUGUCCUCGGACGCCUGGUGCUGGGCACAUCAUCGGCAGGCACCCCAGGAGAACACUGGAGGGAGAUCUGCGACCACCCACGUCGGCAGAUCGCCAAGUGGCACGCCAUGUCGGAGGAUUAGAAGGUGGAAUCUGUCCAUCUCUAGUCCGAUCCAAUCACAAAAGAAAUAGAACGAGUGGGAUUUAACAUCCUAUCUGGGAACCGUUGGACUUUGAGUGAGGGUGGGGAAAGGUGGGGAGGGGGCUGGGACUUAAAUGUUUUGGGAGAGUCAUUUGAAGUGAUGCCAUCAUUCAGUCAAUCAUUCAAUCACUUAUAUUUGAAGUUAUUGGGGUUCAGUGGAGAGGGUGGGGCAUGACACAUGGAACCCCGUAGCUUUAAAUGAUUCCAAAGACUGCCACUUAAAAUCACCUGGAAACAUGCAACAUCAUCUCCAUGGCAACAACUAAUUGUCACGGUAACCGUGUGCAGUGCAGAAUGUCUUAAAUGUUGCUAUUACUCUUCUUUUCCUCCUCUUUC
Molecule: messenger RNA, 2064 nt
Organism: Sphaeramia orbicularis (orbiculate cardinalfish)
Lineage: Eukaryota; Metazoa; Chordata; Actinopteri; Kurtiformes; Apogonidae
Product: synaptotagmin-4-like
Biological process (GO): vesicle fusion; calcium ion-regulated exocytosis of neurotransmitter
Cellular component (GO): synapse; exocytic vesicle; plasma membrane
Molecular function (GO): phosphatidylserine binding; clathrin binding; calcium-dependent phospholipid binding
Source: RefSeq, a predicted model, not a curated record